GAGUUUGUCUAAAACGAUUACCAUUACAAGAAUUAAUAAAUGAGUUGCAAAAUCGGGGAAUUGACUAUGGAAAUCAAAAUAAGAGACAAAAGUUAGUAGAAAUUUUAGAUAAAGAAAUGAUGCAGGAAACUUUGAAAAAUGAAGGAUCACGUCUGAGAAAUCGAAGUAUGUUGAAUAAAGAAUACAACAUAAG
Molecule: messenger RNA, 193 nt
Organism: Funneliformis caledonium
Lineage: Eukaryota; Fungi; Glomeromycota; Glomeromycetes; Glomerales; Glomeraceae
Source: the annotation of a GenBank genome assembly